Gavialis gangeticus (Gharial) is the source of this 2306-nucleotide messenger RNA. RefSeq names its product potassium voltage-gated channel subfamily J member 1 (gene KCNJ1). The coding region runs from base 429 to 1547 and encodes 372 amino acids. The record is from RefSeq and is a predicted model, not a curated record. Lineage: Eukaryota; Metazoa; Chordata; Crocodylia; Gavialidae. Gene Ontology annotation, biological process: potassium ion import across plasma membrane; regulation of monoatomic ion transmembrane transport. Gene Ontology annotation, cellular component: plasma membrane. Gene Ontology annotation, molecular function: ATP-activated inward rectifier potassium channel activity. The transcript is spliced from 3 exons.
CACAGGGAGAUAUAAAUACCAAAGAAGGCCUUGGGCUCUCUUCCAUCCGAUGCAGGAACUGUUGGACCAAAGCACUGAAAAAACCUACAGCUACAGAAACUGUGGGGAGUCACUCACUGCGCAAGAAGCAGGGCAGCCUUUUCUUCCUUCUUCCUUCUUACUGCUUAGCAAACAAGUGCCUCAUGGGAGAGGAACCUGAUUUCUUCAUAUCCAUUUCUACUUUGUGGUCUGGACCCCAUGGCAUGCCUCUUAAUGAAUCCCAGUCUCCUGUGACAGCAAAAGGUGACAACUGCAUCAUGGAGCUUCCUCGCUGUGGCGCAUCAUGGGAAAUGCUUUGUGUCCAUUUGAUCCCGUGCAUAAUAAUGAUCACUGCUAACAUUGUGUGGCACCCCCAAAAGGAUCUCAAGAUCCCGCUGUAAUCAGAAGGGAUGUUCAGAUACUUACGGAAACGCUUUACCACCCACAUGACAGAAUGCAGCAGACGGAGAACCAGGCUGGUAUCUAAAGAUGGAAGAUGUAACAUAGAGUUUGGGAAUGUGGAAGAACAGUCAAGGUUUGUCUUCUUGCUUGACAUAUGGACCACCAUCCUGGACCUCAGAUGGAGAUACAAAAUGUUCAUCUUCAUCUCAGCAUUCUUAGGCAGCUGGUUCCUGUUUGGUCUCCUUUGGUACGUUGUGGCGUAUAUACACAGAGAUCUUCCAGAAUUCAAUCCUUCUGUCAACCACACCCCAUGUGUCGACAACAUAAAUGGCCUGACCUCCGCUUUCCUUUUCUCCUUGGAGACCCAAGUAACCAUUGGAUAUGGCUUCAGGUGCGUCACAGAGCAGUGUGCUACUGCUAUUUUCCUGCUGAUUUUCCAAUGCAUCCUAGGUGUGAUCAUCAAUUCUUUCAUGUGUGGUGCUAUCUUGGCCAAGAUUUCCAGGUCCAAGAAACGGGCCAAGACUAUCACCUUCAGUAAGUAUGCUGUGAUCAGCAAACGGGGUGGAAAGCUGUGUCUCCUCAUCCGGGUGGCCAACCUCAGGAAGAGCUUGCUGAUUGGAAGCCACAUCUAUGGAAAGCUACUGAAGACCACCAUCACACCAGAAGGAGAGACUAUCGUCUUGGACCAGGUCAACGUAGACUUUGUGGUAGAUGCAGGCAAUGAGAACCUCUUCUUCAUCUCUCCCUUGACUAUUUACCAUGUCAUUGAUAAGACCAGCCCAUUCUUCCGCAUGACAGCAGAAACCCUCCUCCAGCAGGAGUUUGAACUGGUGGUGUUUUUGGAUGGCACUGUAGAAGCCACUAGUGCUACCUGUCAGGUCAGGACAUCUUACAUCCCAGAGGAGGUACUCUGGGGCUACCGCUUUGCUCCCAUUGUAUCCAAAACCAAGGAAGGGAAAUACCGAGUGGACUUCCAAAACUUCAGCAAAACUGUGGCUGUAGAGACUCCUCACUGCGCUUUUUGUCUGUACAAUGAGAAAGAAGCCAAAGCCAUAGCAAAGAAAGGUUAUGACAAUCCCGGCUUCAUCUUGUCAGAAGUCAAUGAAAUCACUGACACAAAAAUGUAACCUUGGAUGCUCAUGGGACGAGGGAAUUUUUACCAUAAUACAAACUCAGCACUAAAAAUAACCAAGUAGUACGGAAUAAAAAAUGAACAUGGCUGUUUUUAUAUUAAAAUAGCACCUAUUUUCUUAAAGGCAUUAAAUCAAAGCAGAUCAGCAUACCAGCAAUCUCAGGGGCACUAUUUAACUGAACUAUAUAUAUAGAUACAUAUUCAUAGAAGAUAUAUUUUUAUACCUGCAGGACUUCCAGUAAAGCUGCUGAGCUGGAAUAUUCAACUCUUGCUUCAGUGAGCAGAGUCACACAAGUCAAAAGGAUGUCUAAUCUGCCUAAAAAUGAAAAUAUACCAAGAACUUCAGAUGUGCUGAAGAGUAACAGCUGUUGGGAUGAAAGUGUGAAAAGGAGACGCAGAGGGUAACAUUUUCAAAAACACCCAUGAGACUUGCAAGCCAAAGUCCCACUGACUUCCAGUGGAACUUGCAUCCCGACAUGCAGAACUCUCUACUGAACUUGCGACUUUGCCUGAUAAGUUGCUUAGGCAAUUUUGAAAAUCCUUCACCAGCAUCUUUUUCUUUGUGUCUUAGACCCUUGUUAGAUUAGUGAAGUACUAAUGGGAGAUCUCUUUCUGGAUAGCUGGAGGCAAAGGCAAAGCCUGAGUUACGAUGGUGUAUUUAUAACAGGUUGGAAAACAGAAUCUCUCUCAUUGUAAACAUUUUUCAUGUUGAUGGAAAGGAAAUCAACCAAAAUACAGAUAAAAGUCAAAACUU